GUUCUUUUUAUGUGUAACUAAUGGAGACACGUAGAAAGAAACUUUCUCUAUAAAUAUAAGCAUGUGAUGCAAUAUAAUUUUGUGAUCGAGCACCUUUAUGUAUUGAUUGAAGGCCAUAAUUAGACAGAAUUUGCAGUAAUAUAAUGGCCCCAAUAUUAGUGAGCAUGGAAAUUGGAAAAGAUGGAAUUGCAAUUAUCAGAAUUUGCAAUCCUCCUGUUAAUGCAUUGACAUUUUCAGUGAUAGGUAGUUUAAAAGAGCAAUAUGAAGAAGCAGUGAAACGAAACGAUGUCAAAGCUAUAGUUUUAACUGGAGAUGACAAAUUUUGUGUUGGUCUUGACAUCAACAUCAUUCAGAAAGUUCAAAAGACUGGGGACACUUCAUUUCUACCGGAUGCAUCGGUUGAACUUGUGAUCGACACAAUUGAAAAUGGAAAGAAGCCUUCUGUUGCUGCUAUUCAAGGAUUCGCCCUUGGUGGUGGCUUGGAAUUGGCUAUGGGGUGUAGUGCUAGAAUAGCAACGUCGAGGGCUGAACUUGGUCUACCUGAAUUAAAGCUUGGACUUAUUCCUGGUUGUGGAGGCACUCAGCGUCUUCCACGGCUUGUUGGGACAUCAAAGGCCAUUGAGAUGUUGAUGUCAUCCAAGAUCAUUACCUCUGAAGAAGGGAAGGAGUUUGGUAUUAUCGAUGAUGUGGUAUCUUCUCAUGAAGACCUCUUAACAGUUUCUCGUCUCUGGGCAUUAGAUAUUGCAGAAGGGCGGAAACCCCGUACUCAUACACUUCAAAGGACAGAUAAAAUUAAACCUAUACAUGAGUCAUCUGCUAUCUUGGAAGUUCAAAGACAACAGGUUUUGAAGACUCCUCGAAGUAUGCCCCAUUAUAAAGUGUGCCUUGAUGUGAUAGAAGAAGGUAUCGUUUCAGGAGGAUAUGCUGGAGUUUUAAAGGAAGACAAGGUUUUCAGAGAACUAGUACUCUCAAAAUCCGCUAAAGCUCUGCUGCAUGCUUAUUUUGCUGAACGUGCAACAUCAAAGGUACCAGGCAUUACCGACUGUAAGAUUAAGCACCGAAAAAUAGAGAAGGUUGCUGUUAUUGGUGGUGGUUUAAUGGGCUCCGGUAUUGCCACAGCUCUUAUACUCAGUUCUAUACAAGUCAUUCUCAAAGAAAUUAACUUCGACUAUCUGCUAAAGUCACUCAAAUCAAUAGAAGUGAAUCUCCACAGCCUGGUGAAAAGAGGAGAGUUGUUAGAGAAGAAAAUGAAGAAAGCCUUUUCCCUCCUCAAAGGUGUUGUGGAUUAUGAAGAAUUCACAAAUGUAGACAUGGUCAUCGAGGCGGUAAAUGAGGAAGUAUUGUUGAAACAAUCAAUUUUUGAAGAAAUUGAGAAGAUUUGUCCUCCUCAUUGCAUAUUCGCGUCAAAUACAUCUACCAUUGAUCUUAAUGUAAUUGGAGCAAGGACAAAAUCUCAGGAUCGCAUUGUGGGCACACAUUUAUUCAGCCCUGCUCAUGUGAUGCCGCUCUUGGAAAUUGUACAGACGGAAAACACCUCUAAACUAGUAAUACUCGACGUUCUUAAAUUUGCUAAGAUCAUCCAAAAAAUUCCUAUAGUGGUGAAAAACUGCACCGGUUUUGCUGUCAAUCGGACAUUUUUCCCAUACAUGCAAGGAGCUGAGAUAUUGGCAAACUUAGGCGUUGAUGUUUUCAGAGUUGAUCGAGUAAUCACUGAAUUUGGCAUGCGAAUUGGACCUUUCCAGCUUUUCGACUUGUCUGGAUAUAGUAUAUUUCUGGCAUCAGUCAAGGAGUUCGCUGCAGCAUUUCCAGAUCGCACUUUCCAGUGUCCAUUAGUUCAACUUAUGAUGGCAAAUGGCCGUACAGGCAAGAAAAACGGACGAGGCUACUACUUAUAUAAGAAGGGAAAGAUCCCUGAACCAGAUCUCUCUGUGUUGAAAAUAGUUGAAGAGUCUAGGAGACUUGCAAGCAUUAUGCCGGGGGGAGAGCCAAUAUCUGUAAUGGACCAAGAAAUUGUGGAAAUGUUGUUUUUCCCUGUGGUCAAUGAGGCGUGCCGAGUAAUUGAGGAAGGAGUUGUUCUAAGAGCAUCAGACCUUGAUGUUGCUUCUAUCCAUGGGAUGAAGUUCCCUUCAGAGAGGGGAGGUAUUAUGUAUUGGGCAGAUUCAAUUGGAGCAGAGUACAUAUAUGCAAGGCUGAAAUAUUGGUCAAAAGCAUAUGGUAAUUUCUUCCAGCCAUCACAAUUCUUGCAAGAGAAGGCCACCAAAGGCAUACCAUUAUUGGAACUAUAGCUUUAAAUAUUCGAAGACGAUUAUAUAAUAACGUUAUCAACGUAGUUGAGGCCGACUAUAUGAAUUCGUACCAUCAAUGUAGUCCUAUUUGGAUAUGUUUGAUUAUAAUAUGCAAUAAUCUAAGGUUGUCUAAUUGAUGUAAGGUUAAUACCUUGAUGCGAUGAGUCUCGCAUUUCUAAA
Messenger RNA from Solanum pennellii, 2465 nucleotides. RefSeq names its product peroxisomal fatty acid beta-oxidation multifunctional protein-like. Gene Ontology annotation, biological process: fatty acid beta-oxidation. The coding region runs from base 144 to 2285 and encodes 713 amino acids. Gene Ontology annotation, molecular function: (3S)-3-hydroxyacyl-CoA dehydrogenase (NAD+) activity; NAD+ binding. The record is from RefSeq and is a predicted model, not a curated record. Gene Ontology annotation, cellular component: peroxisome. NCBI's taxonomy places the organism in Eukaryota, Viridiplantae, Streptophyta, Magnoliopsida, Solanales, Solanaceae. The transcript has 18 exons.